AUGAAGGUUUUCCACGCGGUAAAUGAAAUAGUGGAGUGGCGAAAAGCCCAGGUAGGAGUUUUCCACAAGAAAAUCGGGUUUGUGCCGACCAUGGGGUGUCUUCACGAGGGCCAUUUGGAAUUGGUGAGAAAAUGUAAAACAAACAACGACGUGACAGUGGUGUCGAUUUUCGUAAAUCCGUCGCAAUUUGCGCCAACAGAGGAUUUGGAUAAGUACCCACGGACCCUCGAGCAGGACCUGUCGGUUUUGGAAGCGGCGGGCGUCGAUGCCUGUUUCGCGCCGUCGCCAAGAGAAAUGUAUCCACAAGGAAUUUCGCUGGAAAUCGACCAGCAACGGGGCCCUUUCGUCACGGUACUCGGCGUGAGCGAGCAAUUGGAAGGGCGCACCAGACCCAAUUUUUUCCGCGGCGUGGCCACGGUCGUCACGAAACUGUUGAACAUCGUGUCGCCCGCUGUCGCGUAUUUUGGCCAGAAGGACAUCCAGCAAUUUAUUGUGCUCAAGGUCAUGACCGAAGAGCUAUUCAUGAAUACCCAGAUCGAAAUGCUGCCCAUUGUGCGCGACGCCCGAGGUUUGGCCCUCAGCAGCCGCAACCGGUAUCUCUGUGACGAAUCGCGUGCUGUUUCGACCGCGAUCUACCGCGGACUGAACGCCGCGGCUGCUAAAGUCGCAGAAGCAGCACAGACCGACGGCCAGAUCGAGCGGGAAACCGUGAUACAGGCCGCAAUGGCAUGCUGGCAACCGCUCGUCGAAUCACGUGACUUCCACAUUGAUUACGUUUCUGUUGCAGAAGGCAACAACCUGACAGAAAUGGACCCAGUCACGACACAAGCCGCCGACGUGGUGAUCAGCUGUGCGAUCUUCGUGACUGACCGACACGAUCCCGCGACUGUGGUGCGUCUGAUAGACAACGUGAUUGUGCCACGAUGUAUGUGA
Molecule: messenger RNA, 933 nt
Organism: Lachancea mirantina
Lineage: Eukaryota; Fungi; Ascomycota; Saccharomycetes; Saccharomycetales; Saccharomycetaceae
Source: the annotation of a GenBank genome assembly